AUGGCCACUACUAUCCAACAACAAGAAGAACCCCACAAGACCGGCUUUCUUGACCUCCCGGUUGAGAUUCGUCUGGAAAUCUACGAUGAACUCCUCCUCACAGCGCCUUACACCCGAUGUGGCCGACCAUGCCCUGAACAAAAAGUCCAUGCUUCUCUCCUCCGCACCAACCGCCAGAUUCACGAUGAAGCUACAGAUCUUCUCUACGGCUGCAACACAUUCCUCUCUCACCCCACACUGCUCACCUCUUUUCCUCGCCUCCGAAACUGGUACGGCCCCGUCAAGGAGUCAUCCAUCAUCCCAAGCAUCCGCCGCUUCCAUACCCAAGUCCGCCUCGACGUCGAUCUCCCCUACGACGCUGAUGCCGUGACAAAAGCGUACAGCGGACUUGACGAGCUCACCAUUGACGUUGUUCAGUCCAUGUUCCUCGGCGUCGGAUAUCGCAAUCUACGCAUGUUUGAGGGUGUCAGGGGCGUCAAGAAGGUCAAUGUCACUGGCAGCACAACUGGCUUCGAGGACUACGUCGAAUGGCUCAAGAUGUGCAUGAUGACUGAACCUGGUUCCAAGGUUCCCGAGUAUGAACCUCAGCAGCAAGCUGGUUGGAUCCAGAGACUAGCUACUGUUCACUAUUAA
Messenger RNA from Fusarium mangiferae, 633 nucleotides. RefSeq lists its product as uncharacterized. Lineage: Eukaryota; Fungi; Ascomycota; Sordariomycetes; Hypocreales; Nectriaceae. The record is from RefSeq and is a predicted model, not a curated record. The coding region runs from base 1 to 633 and encodes 210 amino acids. The transcript has a single exon.